Messenger RNA from Trichoderma breve, 912 nucleotides. RefSeq names its product fructosamine kinase domain-containing protein. NCBI's taxonomy places the organism in Eukaryota, Fungi, Ascomycota, Sordariomycetes, Hypocreales, Hypocreaceae. The coding region runs from base 1 to 912 and encodes 303 amino acids. The record is from RefSeq and is a predicted model, not a curated record. The transcript has 5 exons.
AUGAGGAAUGGCGAGGAGGAUUCUGCCUGGGCAAGACGCCUGCGUCUGAAAGUCCGCCACACAGACGGCGACGAAGAAUGCUACUUUAUUAAGGUGUCUGUCAAUCAGGAAGGCAAAGAGGCUCUAAAGGGUGAAUUCGAAUCUACAUUGGCUAUUCACAAUAUCAACUCUAACUUUUGCCCGAAACCCAUCGGAUGGGGGACUCUUAAAACAGACUCGAACUCCCAUUUUUAUAUUUGCAACUUCUAUGAAUUCACCGGUGGUAUGCCUGAGCCUACUUCUUUCUGCACGAAGCUAGCCCAGUUGCAUCUGUCUCCCCGCCCCUUGUCGCCAAAUGGCCAGUUCGGGUUCCAUUGCAGGACGUAUAAUGGAAACCUUCCUCAGCAGAAUACCUGGUCCGACAGCUGGGAGCUCUUUUUUGCCGACGGAUUACGCGACGUCUUGAAGAUACGACUCAAGAGGGCUGGACGUAGCUUGAAACUUGAAGCCCUCGAACCCGCGCUAUUUGGCAAAGUCAUUCCCAGGCUUCUCCGACCACUUGAGAGUGGCGGACGGCAAAUACGGCCUUCGUUAGUACAUGGGGAUCUAUGGUAUGGGAACGCAGGUGUCGUCUCUGGUGAUGUAGAGAAGAGCAUCAUUUACGAUCCUUCUAGCUUUUGGGCGCACAAUGAGUAUGAAUUAGGGAACUGGAGACCUCGUCGGAAUAAGUUUACAAGUAUUUACUUUGAGGAAUAUCUUUCUCAUAUACGCCCAUCCGAACCCAAAGAGGACUUUGAGGAUCGCAACAUACUCUAUGCUGUGAAAUUUAACCUGCAAGCGGCAGCUAUAUUUCCGGAUAACGAGGAAUAUAUACAGAUGGCUAUGAAAGAUAUCGAGAUGCUCGUCACCAAGUAUCCUCAAGGGUAUCAGUAA